AUGCUGGUGCAAUAUCAAUCGAUCAAAAUUCUGUUCCUCUUAUUACAUUUAUUGAUACAGCGAAAUUCUUGUAUCAGUGAGAAUUCAAACUUGGAAAGAAUAAUUCAUCAAGGUUGGGCCAAGUGGUCUGAAUGGGGCCCUUGUUCUAAUUUGUGCGGUGAUGGAAUAUCAAGUCAGUUGAGGCGCUGUUUGGACCUACGAUGUGUUGGACCAAACCGCCGUGAGCGUGUUUGUAACAUGCAACAAUGUAACAACACUUCCUCAAUUCAUUCUAAGGAGGAACGUUGCUCAGAGUUAAAUGUCAUUGCUAACAAUCCUAAAUUGUUGUCACAGAAAUGGGUGCCAGUCGAGAGUAGCUACCAGUGUAUCGUGGUGUGUCGUUCCCUGAAAACUGGUGAAGAGAAGAAAUUAGGAAAAAUGGCUGAUGGCAGUGCGUGUCACAUCGAAGGAUACAAUAAAUCUAUUUGUGUGAAUGGCAUUUGUCAGCAUGUCGGUUGCGACGGCAUUGUGCAGUCGAACGCUCGCUACGACCUUUGCGGAAUAUGUGGCGGCACGGGUGAAACUUGUCGGAGUACAAUAUUCCAGUGGAAAGACACGAAACACUUCUCACCUUGCGACACAACUUGCGGACCGAAUGCUUAUCGAGUGUCAGUAUCAGUAUGCCAAAAUGUGCGGAAUGAACGAGUGGUGCCGGAACGACUUUGUGCUGACCAGCCUCGACCACGUCCACUGGUCGAGAAAUGUCCACAUAUCGUUUGUCCAUCACAAUGGAUGACCGGAAAAUGGUCCGAAUGUACAGCAUCCUGUGAUGGCGGACAUCAGACUAGAAAGGUGUACUGCGUUGAAAGUUCCAACGAUACAAGCGGAAUUGUUGUGGAAAACCGGAAAGUAGAUGAUCAGUACUGCUGGCAAACCCAUCGACCGGCAAUAAGCAGGAAAUGCAAUCGGAAAAGUUGCCCGAAAUGGGAAAAGGGAGAUUGGAGUUCGUGUUCCGUUACGUGUGGUAAAGGUUACCGGACAAGACAGGUUGAGUGUCAACAAGAAGGUGAACGGAUUGAUGAUUACGCAUGCAAGGAUACUGAUCGACCGGAUGACAGUCAACCGUGCUAUACCGGUAUCACCUGUCCAAGUGAAUUCUACGAUUCAAUUGUUGGACCUUCUGACAUUUCAUUCAAUCGUUUUCGCUACGUGGCCCAAGCACCAUUUGCUAAGGCCUGGAAUGACGAACAGCGCAUCCAGCACGACAGUUUCGCCGCUUCGACAUUUGACAAUCUAAUGGGUGGCAGUGGCAGCAUGGGUUCAGGUACUGAUGUUGGUGCCGGCGGUAGUAAUGGUGCAAUUGGUACACAACCACGGUUUUUCCCGGGUCAAUGGGGUCCAUGCUCAGCAACGUGUGGUCCCGGCGUAGCUACACGUACGGUUGAAUGCAUAGCUUUACAAGGAAUCACCUCAAAUAUUAUUAAACUGCCAGACUAUGAAUGUGAAGGUACGCCAAAACCAAAUGCAUUUCAACCGUGUCAAGUGCAGCAGUGUGCAUUAAAUGACGCAGAUAAUGAGCUACCUGUACGUGAACGAUCGUUGACACCCACACGUUCAUUCAAAUGGGAUUACGGUGACUGGACAGUUUGCUCUGCUUCUUGUCUUGGAGGUAAGCAACGUUCCACUCUUAGAUGUGUCGAUGUCAAGCGACGCACCACUGUCGCAUGGUCAUUUUGUGAUGCCAAACAGCGCCCUGUUGAUUUGAUACGUUCUUGCAAUAAUGACCCUUGUCCACCGGAAUGGGAUAUUGGUGAGAUGUCACAAUGUUCACACACUUGCGGCGGUGGUUUACGCACUCGAAAGGUACGCUGCGUACGGCGUAUAUCACGGACCGGUGGUGCGGAAUCGACACUGAUUCUACCAGAUGGCCAGUGUCCACAGCCAAAGCCAAUCAGCAACGAAGCGUGUGGCCUGGUAGAUUGUCCUGCGGCAUGGAAGACUGGUAAUUGGGGUCAAUGUUCAACAACUUGCGGUCCUGGUGAGCAACGUCGUGAAGUGACCUGUGAACAACGUGUAGCUGACGGUCAACUGAAACACUUUUACCCUCCAAUACAAUGCCGUCAUAUCGAGAAGCCACCAACUGUCCAACUUUGUGACUUAGGUGUGUGUAAUAGCCUGGCUGAUUCGACGUUUCCGGAAAAGGAUGAGAUUUCAUCUCCGAUGUCAACUUUGACAUCACAGCACGGACAUAGCCGAAAGUUGACACUAAAUAUAGGUGGCAGUGCAAAGCUGUUUGUUGGCACAUCGCUGAAGGUGAAAUGCCCAGUUCGUAAUUAUGCAAAGAAUAAAAUUACUUGGACAAAAGAUGGGCAAAAGAUUACGAACAAUGCGCACAUUAAAGUAUCAUCAAAUGGUGCAUUACGUAUUUUUCACGCCCGAAUGGAAGAUGCUGGCGUAUAUGCGUGUAUAGCUAAUGGCAUUCAGGGGAAUGUGACGUUAAGUUUCAAGUCACGAGAAAAUAAAGAUGGAAAUGUAAAUGAUUCUCGCUCAAUGUUAAAUCAAAAUAUGAUAGAGAAUGAUGAUUUGGAGAACGAUCCGAUUGCUGUUGAUCAUCAACUAAUACAGAAAGUGCGACAAUCAUUAAAAGACAACGAUGACAUUCGAAUGUUGGAGAAAUUAGCUGAAGUGACUGAACCAGGCAAUGUUAAGAUUGAUUAUGCUACCGGUGAAUGGUCAAAAUGUUCCCAUUAUGAAUGUGGGAAACCAGGACGAGCACAGGUAAGACAAUUAAAAUGUCGGAUUAGUUACCAAGGUUCGGUUGGCUACCUGGAUGACGACGUGUGUGAAAGUUUCGGUGUGAUGCGACCACCUUCCUCGAGAAGUUGCCUUCCAUCGCAUUGCCCGCGGUGGCAGGCAUCACCGUGGUCUGAGUGUUUAUCUUCCCGUUGUAUCCGACAUUCCACAUCCAUGCAAAGGCGUGAAGUGAAGUGCGCAUAUGAGAAUGGUACAAAUGCGCCAUUUGAAUUGUGUGAUCGAGAAAGUAGACCAAAAGUGAAAAAGGAAUGCAUCAAUGUGAACUGUACGGCUGAUUGGAGACCAUCCGUCUGGGGACAAUGUAGCCGAACAUGCGGCGAUGGUGGAGUGCAGAUGCGUUUGUUACGUUGCGUAUGGCGUGGAACACGUAAACCAGCUGGUCGCAAUUGUCAAUCAUCGUUGCGGCCAACAGCAAUUAGAGCGUGCCAAGAAGCUAACAAUUUAUCUGAAUGUCCAUCAAAAUUAUCAACAGACAACAGUUCAAAUAUGAUGGCUGAUAGUAGUUGUCUCGACAAAUCAAGAUAUUGCGAGAUUCUCAAAAUUUUCCAUUCCUGUGAUAAGACGGAUAUUCGAGAGAGAUGCUGUUAUACAUGUAACUACUACAAGUACGAAAUGGCAAAUGAAAUUCAAAUGAUGUAA
Brugia malayi is the source of this 3432-nucleotide messenger RNA. RefSeq names its product Thrombospondin type 1 domain containing protein (gene Bma-madd-4). Lineage: Eukaryota; Metazoa; Nematoda; Chromadorea; Rhabditida; Onchocercidae. The transcript is spliced from 30 exons. The coding region runs from base 1 to 3432 and encodes 1143 amino acids. Gene Ontology annotation, biological process: extracellular matrix organization. Gene Ontology annotation, cellular component: extracellular matrix. Gene Ontology annotation, molecular function: metalloendopeptidase activity. The record is from RefSeq and is a predicted model, not a curated record.